AUGGACUUGACGGCCGACUUCAAGGCCUUUCAAGACCUUGUUCAAUCCUCCCUCAUCAACGUAACGAGGAGCGCAACACAAGUUUCUAGCCAGGAUUUGAGCUUCCACCGCUCGUCCAGUGAGAAAUUGUCUCGCUCCCUCGAUCGCCAGAAUGCUCAUCUUUUGCGCCUGACCAGCAAGCUGCUCAAAGCUGCCACCCGCGACACUCAGCUCAAACCUCCUGCUCUCCAAGGCCAGGAUGAUGUAGAGGACAAUUGGCGUGGCAUAGUCGAUGUGGUGGACGGUCUUCUGGAAAAGGCUGACUCUGCACUUGACGAGUUCUCAGGCGUGAUCAAACCCCAGAGCCCGACCCGACAGGACACUGAGUCACCUGGACCAGCGAAAAAUGCAUUCGGGGUGCAGAGGUGGGCCAAGGACAACAUUCCGAAGCCGCAGACCACUUUUGAGAGACAGGUGAACAACUCUGACGAUACUCCUUUCAAGCCUCUGCUACAGACGAAGCCUCAUGCUACGAUACCGUUGGAGGAGAGUGUAGGCAAUGCCGAGACCGGGUACAAACACCCCUAUGCGCGAGAGAUCGAAGACUACCAAUACCCUCCCUCGGUCUACCAGUUCAACGAACCGACACCCUUUUCCCCCAUUGAUGAAAGCAAACCCAUCUACGUCGACACAGAAGAAGGUGUUAAGGACAUGUUACAAGAUCUCAGGAAGGCCAAGGAGAUUGCAAUCGAUCUCGAACACAAUGACCAACGCUCAUAUGUCGGUCUUGUCUGCCUGAUGCAGAUCAGCACAAGGGACAAAGAUUGGAUCAUAGACACCCUGAAACCUUGGCGCGAGAAGCUUCAGAUGCUCAAUGAAGUCUUCACGGACCCCAGCAUCUUGAAGGUCCUCCACGGUUCCAAUAUGGACAUCAUCUGGCUGCAGCGCGACCUCGGGCUCUACAUCGUCGGUCUGUUCGACACGUUCCAUGCUGCAUGCGCCCUGCAAUUCCCGGGUAAAGGUCUGAAACACCUUCUCUUGCAAUUCGCCAACGUCCACGCGCAAAAGCAGUUUCAGCUUGCCGACUGGAGAACUCGACCUCUUCCUCAGGAAUUACUUGAUUAUGCCCGUAGCGAUACCCACUACCUACUCACAAUAUACGACCACCUACGAAACAUGCUCGUCCAAGGCUCCUCCGCCAAUGUCAAUCUCACAAACUACGUACUUACACAAUCCAAGAAAGAAGCCCUGCAAGUGUACACUCGUCAACCUUAUGAUUUUGAGACCGGCGGUGGGCCACUCGGCUGGCUCAACUUGCUUACAAUGCGCUCCACGAACACCCUGAGCAAGGAACAACUUGGUGUAUUUCGCGCCCUCCACGCGUGGCGCGAUGCCAAAGCGAGGGAACUUGACGAAGGGGUUCAAUACAUUCUACCGAACAGGACGUUGUGGCUGGUUGCCGAGAAUAUGCCAACGUCAGCGUUGAACUUUCACCACGCCUGCAGAGGCGAGGCGAAGUUCGUACACAACCGUAUCCCUGAGAUAGUAGAAGUCGUCAAACGAGGCAAAUGCGAAGGUAAGGACGGCAAGUCGCACGUGGAACUGCUCGACUACUGCGAGAAAGCUCUAGGCAUACCUGUCCGCCGCCCACGCAAGGAAAAGCGGGAUCCUCCUCAAACAAGCUACUCGGGUCUUGGAGAAACGCUGAAACAGUUGGCCGCCAGCCGACAGACCGACUCCUUGAACUACGACGGCGUGGCAGACAUCGACAAUCCCGUUGCAGUUCGCUCAUCAGCAUCCACCUUCUGGGGCGACAUUGCGCCUCAACACACACAACUCCCAGCAGACAUCGCCGCCGCAACGGAAGCGCUCUCCUCAAUCCUACCACUCCGUCACUUCACAGCCCAACAAGAGCCCGUGCAAGAUCAAGCCCAAAUUAUCCCGGCAACACAUUCCACUCGAGUCGAGGAGCCCGUCAAUUCGAGAACGUCAUUAGGUGCGGAGGAUCACCUCCGUAGCAAAGCAAGCGAGAUCUUCACACUCCACCCCAGCAGCCAGGGUAAGAAACGCAAAGCCGAUGAAUCCGAUGACGAAGAGGGCGAAGCCGCCCCUCUUGCAAUCAGCUCCUCGGCAGCUUCAACGCCCAUUGCCCUGUCUCCGCAACAGCCUAGCAGCGCCCUUCCCGAAUACGAAGCCGCUCGAGCAGCAAAGAAAUCCCGCAAAGCAGAGAAGAAAGCGCGGAAAGCGGCCGAGAAGGCCGCCGCGGACGCUGUGGCUCAAAAUGCGGCGCCAUUCGACUACGCGAAUGCGCCGUCCCUGUUAACUGCGACGGGCGAUGCAAACGGGGGUGGUGGUCCAGGCGCAGGUGGCAAGGGUGGACAGGACACGGCGAGGAGAAUGAACCCCUUCGCGAAGGCCUUGGAUACGACGACCGGCGCAAGGAGAAAUAAAAUGGGCAAGGAGUUGGCGGGGAAGAGUAUGACUUUCAAGUCAUAA
This is a messenger RNA of Cladophialophora yegresii CBS 114405, 2475 nucleotides long. RefSeq lists its product as uncharacterized. Bases 1 to 2475 code for a protein of 824 amino acids. The transcript has a single exon. The record is from RefSeq and is a predicted model, not a curated record. Gene Ontology annotation, biological process: TRAMP-dependent tRNA surveillance pathway; nuclear polyadenylation-dependent snRNA catabolic process; histone mRNA catabolic process. Gene Ontology annotation, molecular function: nucleotide binding; nucleic acid binding; 3'-5'-RNA exonuclease activity. NCBI's taxonomy places the organism in Eukaryota, Fungi, Ascomycota, Eurotiomycetes, Chaetothyriales, Herpotrichiellaceae. Gene Ontology annotation, cellular component: nuclear exosome (RNase complex); nucleolus.